AUGGGCAGUGGCAAUGUGUGGGAGCUAGACAAAAGUCAGCUUGCCUAUCCGUUCCCAAUGUGGUAUAUGGCUACAGUCAGCUGCCAUGCAUUCAUAGUAAAUAUUCGGUACUUUAAUAGCAGUGACGUAUUCGAGAAGGAAAACAGGGCACCAGUCUCUGCACAGCAGUUGAAACCAUGCGUGAAUUCGCCCGCCGCUCCCAAAGCAUCGCUCUCCAACCAGCAGAGCGAAUGGUCUUUCAGCGAGGAGGUGCAGAAGUUCGAGACCAAUAGUCACGCCUGGGCAGCUGAAACUCGACACAAGGGCCUGUCAAUAGGCCGAGAAAGUGCAGUCGCGAAGGUAGUAUGACC
Molecule: messenger RNA, 350 nt
Organism: Sphaeroforma arctica JP610
Lineage: Eukaryota; Ichthyosporea; Ichthyophonida
Exons: 3
Coding region: 1-348 (115 amino acids)
Source: RefSeq, a predicted model, not a curated record